AUGGUUGAGGAGUAUGGUGCUCUUCUCUCCAACAACACUUGGGACCUCGUUGAUCCACCUCACAAUGCUAACAUUGUUACUGGUAAGUGGAUCUACCGUCACAAGAUGAAGUCUGAUGGUUCUUUGGAUCGCUACAAAGCUCGUUGGCUUGACGUCAAGAAUGCGUUCCUCAAUGGCACUCUCAUCGAGACUGUUUAUGCUCGUCAACCUUCUGGGUUCACUGAUCCUUGUUUCCCUGAUAAGUUGCACAGUUUAAUUGCCUCUCUUCGUACCGAAUUCAGUAUGACAGAUAUGGAUGAUCUUCAUUAUUUUUUGGGCAUCUCUGUCACACGCGGCAAGGAUAGUUUGUUCCUCUCACAGGAGAAGUAUGCAUUGGAUCUUCUUGACAGAGCUGGCAUGUUGCAGUGCAAACCCAUCUCUACUCCCGUUGAUACUACCUCCAAACUUUCAGCCAAGUCCAGUGAUCCAGUUGCAGAUCCCAUCGAGUAUCGUAGUAUUGCAGGCGGUCUUCAGUACCUCACGUUCACUCGGCCGGACAUCUCUUAUGCUGUGCAGCAGAUUUGUCUUCAUAUGCAUGAUCCUCGGGCUAAUCAUUUGCUCCUUGUGAAGCGUGUGCUUCGCUAUAUCCGCGGCACCACCGGCCAUGGCCUCACUUUGUUUCGGCGCAGCUCCAACAAAUUUCUGGCCUAUUCUGACGCUGAUUGGGCAGGUUGCCCUGACACUCGCCGGUCUACCUCAGGUUAUUGUGUCUUUCUUGGCACUAACCUGGUGUCGUGGUCUGCUAAGCGGCAGCACACGAUCUCUCGCUCCAGCGCCGAGGCCGAAUACAGGGCAGUUGCAGAUGUCGUGGCUAAAACAUGUUGGUUACGGCAGCUUCUUCAGGAGCUUCAAUGA
Molecule: messenger RNA, 894 nt
Organism: Aegilops tauschii subsp. strangulata
Lineage: Eukaryota; Viridiplantae; Streptophyta; Magnoliopsida; Poales; Poaceae
Source: RefSeq, a predicted model, not a curated record